Callorhinchus milii (elephant shark) is the source of this 1218-nucleotide messenger RNA. Its product is annotated as protein FAM81A. The transcript is spliced from 7 exons. The record is from RefSeq and is a predicted model, not a curated record. Lineage: Eukaryota; Metazoa; Chordata; Chondrichthyes; Chimaeriformes; Callorhinchidae. The coding region runs from base 98 to 1102 and encodes 334 amino acids.
UCAAAGUCAACAACUAUCCCUUCCGCUAUCCCCUCCUGUCUCAUACGCUGACUGGAGGAAUCAGGCAGAGGAUGACAUAUCCCACCAUGAAAGAACCAUGAAAAAUCUCCUGGGUCCCACCUCUUGCAUUGGGGAUGAUAAUGUUCCCAAUUUGCAUGGCGCAAAGUGCAAAGAUGAAGAAGAAAGCAAAACCUGGCGGGUAUUGGAGGAACAUAUAAGAUACACAGCGUUCGUUGUGAACCAGUUGAGCAGAGAUAUCGAGAUUCUGCAAGAACAGAUUCAAGCACGAGACAGUGUAAGCUAUGCAACCAAUACCGCAGUCAAAACACUUGAGAUGAGACAUCUGAACGGCAUGGGAGAUCUUCGAGGACGUGUUGCCAGAUGUGACGCGAGUAUCUCCAAACUGUCUGCAGAUCUGGUCACGAUACACAAAGGAAUUCAGAGCCUCAGCAACGAGCAACAGAAAGUACAAGUGAUCUUGGAAGCUAAAAUAAAGGAUGUCGAAUGGCAGAUUUCACAGCUUUUAAGAAGAAUUGAGAAGUCCAUAGCAGAGCUGGAAGCUAAGAUCAGGCUCAGAGAGGGACACAGCAACCAACAACUCCAUCUACUGGAUGACAAGAUAAAACUUGCAACAGAAGAGAUCAAGGAGCAGAUUUUCUCCGGUUAUAACCGUUUGGAAGAGGAACAAGAGAAAAAGGCAAAGGAAUUGUUACGACAGAUAAAACUGUUCUCGUUACUCAUUGAUGAUAAAACUGAAAGCAGGGACCGGGAAGUGGAAGAAAGAUUUAUUCAGCUUGCCGUAAAGCUUGUCAAGAUAGAGGAAAUACAGAAAAGGAAUCUGGAUUUCCUCAAUGAAGAAAAUCUAAAUGCACGCAUCACCAAUAUGGAAAGGAAAAUAUGGAACGAAAUUGAGGUUAUUAAAACUGGGACUAAUAUUGACUGUACAUCAGGACAGAAAAGACACCACCACACUAGCAGAAUGAAAGCAGUCAGCACUGUACACCAGCAUUUGAGCUUCGAUCAACAUUGGACAAAAAAAAGAGUGGCAGGUGUUCCUAUUGAAAUAAAAGUGCGCAAAGCAGAUGGCAGUAGUGUGAAAUAAAUACCUGUAGCUUUUUCUGCAUUUAUGUGUGCUGAAACGUUUGUAAAGUAGUUAAGGAUUUGUUUGUUUGCUUAAGGAUUUUGUGAAGUUUCAUUGCUUCAGAGUCUCGAUACCUG